AUGCCCCCCUUCGUCUCGCGCAAGCGCGUCUCCGACGAGGAUCCGCCCGCGCCCAAACGUCAUAAUGCGACGCCCACCGUCGCCGCCACCGUUCACCACCACGACGACGGCUUCGAUUCCUCCUCCACCGAUUCAUCUCUAAGCGACGUCCCCGAAGACCUACAAGACACGCUCAAACCAGACAACACCAAUGACUCCGACUCAGACAGCAGCAGCAGCAGCAGCGAGUCCGAGGAGGUUGAUUGGGAGGAUGCCUUCGAGUCGGAGCCGGCCAGCGCCAGCGCCACCACCCCGAUGACGCCCUCAAUCCUCGCCUCGGACCACCAACACCAAGACCUGGAAUUGACUCUCGACAAGAACGAAGUCCACCUGGCCGACAUCGUCGAGGGCAAAAAGGCCCCCUCCAAGAUCGAGCGCCAGAUCCGCCUGAACACGCAUUGUCUACACGUGCGCUUCCUGCUCUACCACAACGCCCUGCGCAACGCCUGGGCCAACGACGAGAAACUCCACGAGAUCCUGCGGCGCAAGCUCCCGCCCGCCCUGCACAAGGAAGUCAAGAAAUGGCGCAUCUCGUCCGGACUCGAGCUUCCGGAGAAGCCGCCACCGCCGCCGCCGUCGAAGAAAUCAGCCAGGAAGGGCAAGGGAAAGCAGCAGUCGCGCCACCGUCCGACGGAGCGGGACUGGACUGAGGGCUCGGAGCGUCUGGAACCGGGCCAGCCGGACAUGAGUCGCGGGGACCCAAUCAUCCCGCUGCUCAAGGUUCUGGCCGCCUACUGGAAGAAGCAGUUCACGAUCACCGCCCCGGGGCUGCGCAAGCAGGGGUAUCGGCCGAUGGUGCAGCUGGAGGCGCAGAUCGCCUCCUUCCACAAGGACGAGCACGAUCCCGCCGUGCACGGCGAGCGAGUCGCGGACAUCAACGAGUUCCGGCAGGCGGCCGAGCGCAUGCAGGGUUCUCGCGAUCUGGGCGCGCAGCUGUUCACUGCGCUGCUGCGCGCCCUGGGCAUCGAGGCCCGACUCGUGGCCAGUCUGCAGCCUUUAGGGUUUGGCUGGACCAAAGCCGAGACGUACACGCCUAAGCCCACCACAGCAGUCGAGACCGACCCGGUUGUCGGCCUGGACUCCUUCAGCAGUAGCAGCAGUAGCAACAGCAGCGACGCGGAAACCGCACCGUCGCGCGGCCGCAACAACAACCCCAAGGGCUACGACAAAGACCUCCCAUUCCCGAUCUACUGGACCGAAGCCGCGUCGCCGAUCACGCACGAGAUCAUCCCCGUGGACGCGCUCGUCCUCCCCAACGCGGUCGCCACGACGCCGGAGCUACAAGCCGCCUUCGAGCCGCGGGGCGCCAAAGCCGAAAAGGCCAAACAAGUGAUCAGCUACGUGAUCGCCUACUCCGCCGACAAGACCGCCAAAGACGUGACGACGCGGUACCUCCGCCGACGGACCUGGCCCGGCAAAACCAAAGGCUACCGGAUCCCCGUCGAGAAGAUCGCCAUCCCCAACCGCCACGGAAAGGGCAAAGCCGCCGCCGCCGCCAAAACCACCAUCACCUACGACUGGGCGCGCGUCGUACUCCGCAUCUACACCCGGUCUCCGCACACCCAAACCCCAAUCGACGCCCUCGAAGACACCAAAGACCUAGUCCCUAAACAACCGGACCGCAAACCAGCCCCGGACAACCCACCCGACACCCUCCAAAGCCUGCGCACUUCCACCGAGUUCGUGCUGGAACGCUUCCUCCGCCGCGAAGAAGCUCUCCUGCCCUCCGCCCAACCCGCUCGCACCUUUGUCUCCGGCAAGGGCCUCAAGACCAAAACCGAAAACGUAUACCGCCGCGCGGACGUCGUGAAGUGCCAAUCGGCGGAGAGCUGGCACAAAGAGGGCCGACAGAUACAACCCGCCCAGCUCCCCCUCAAACACGUCCCCAUCCGCGCCGUCACCCUGCAGCGCAAACGUGAAGUCGACGAGUACGAGCGCGACCACGGCGAGAAGCCCAAGCAGGGGCUCUACGCCAAGUAUCAGACCGAAUACAUCAUCCCGCCGCCCAUCGUCGACGGAGUCAUUCCGAAAAAUGACUACGGGAACAUCGACUGCUUCGUGCCGAGUAUGGUGCCCGCGGGCGCCGCGCAUAUCCCGUGGUCCGGCACGGUGCGCAUCUGCAAGAAGCUGGGGAUCGAUUACGCGGAGGCGGUGACCGGGUUUGAGUUUGGGUCGAAGAUGGCGGUCCCGGUGAUUCAGGGGGUGGUGGUUGCGGCGGAGAAUGAGGAGCUCGUUAAGGAUGCAUGGCGUGUGGAGGAUGAGGAGAAACGGCGCAAGGAGGCGAGGAAGGCCGAGGCAAGGAUUCUGCAGACGUGGCGCAAGUUUCUGUUUGGGUUGCGGAUUCAGCAGAGGGUCAGGGAGGAGUAUGGGGGUGGGGAGGCGGAGGGGGACGAGGUCAGGGAGGAGGUGAAUCCUUUUACGAGGAGGGUUGGGGGUGAGGAUGGGGGUGCUGCUGGAGAUGGGAAUGGGCAUGGGGGUGGUGGUGGCGGUGGCUUCCUCCUCCCUGGCGAGGACGGUGAUGAGGCCUCUGAUCGCGGCGGCGGCUUCCUCCUCCCUGGCGACGACAACGACGAACCAUCCGGUGGCGGU
Messenger RNA from Aspergillus saccharolyticus JOP 1030-1, 2628 nucleotides. RefSeq names its product Rad4 family protein. Lineage: Eukaryota; Fungi; Ascomycota; Eurotiomycetes; Eurotiales; Aspergillaceae. Gene Ontology annotation, biological process: nucleotide-excision repair; mismatch repair. Gene Ontology annotation, molecular function: damaged DNA binding; single-stranded DNA binding. Gene Ontology annotation, cellular component: cytoplasm; XPC complex; nucleus. The record is from RefSeq and is a predicted model, not a curated record. The transcript has a single exon. The annotation marks the transcript as partial.